AUUAAAGACAAAGCUUCGAAUUUUUUUUUUCUCUAAAUCCAAUAACUCCCUCUCUCUUUCUUUCUCUUUGUACGCUCCCCUACUGUUUAGAAGUCUUGAUCCAGAAACUUCAUUCAUAUUUAAGCAUUUCUUUUGGUAGGUUUUCAAAUUUAAAAAGACAAAAAGGAAGUAAAAGAAAAAUAUGACAGUCAAAACACCAGGAACCCCAAGCAAUAAGAUAGAUAAGACACCAGUAACAACCCCUGGAGGUCCAAAAUCAAAGGAAGAGAAGAUUGUAGUUACUGUAAGGUUAAGGCCAUUAAGUAAAAGGGAGCAACUAGCCAAAGAUCAAGUAGUAUGGGAUUGUGUUGAUGACCAUACCAUUGUUUCUAAGCAUCCUUCUCAAGAACGCACUGCUCAGCCAUCUUCUUUCACAUUUGAUAAAGUGUUUGGACCUUCAUGUUUGAAUGAAACGGUGUAUGAAGGAGUGAAGAAUGUUGCUUUGUCUGCUUUGGGAGGCAUAAAUGCUACUAUAUUUGCAUAUGGCCAAACCAGCAGUGGGAAGACAUAUACAAUGAGAGGAAUAACAGAGAAGGCUGUCAAUGACAUCUAUCAGCAUAUAAUGAAUACACCAGAGAGAGAUUUUACCAUUAAAAUUUCUGGAUUAGAAAUUUAUAAUGAGAAUGUUAGAGACCUGUUAAAUUCCGAAUCUGGCCGCAAUCUCAAGCUUCUAGAUGAUCCGGAGAAAGGUACUGUGGUUGAGAAGUUGGUGGAAGAAACAGCAAGCAACGAUCAGCAUCUAAGGCAUCUAAUUAGCAUUUGUGAAGCUCAAAGACAAGUUGGAGAAACUGCCCUAAAUGACUCUAGCUCACGGUCACACCAAAUAAUAAGGCUGACAAUUGAAAGUACUCUUCGUGAAAAUUCUGAUUGUGUGAGAUCAUUUGUUGCAAGCCUGAACUUUGUGGAUCUAGCUGGAAGUGAAAGAGCUUCACAAACAAAUGCCGAUGGUGCAAGGCUCAGGGAAGGCUGUCAUAUUAACCUUAGUUUGAUGACCCUGACAACUGUAAUCAGAAAACUCAGUGUUGGAAAAAGAAGUGGUCAUAUACCAUAUAGAGAUUCGAAGCUUACUCGAAUAUUGCAGCAUUCACUAGGUGGAAAUGCACGAACUGCCAUCAUAUGUACUUUGAGUCCAGCACUAAGUCAUUUUGAACAAUCUCGUAAUACUCUCUUCUUUGCUACCCGGGCAAAGGAAGUGACAAAUAAUGCACAAGUCAACAUGGUUGUUUCAAAUAAGCAAUUAGUCAAACAUCUGCAGAAAGAAGUAGCCAGGCUAGAAGCUGAGCUUCGCACCCCGGAUCCAUCUAGGGAGAAGGACUUGAAAAUACAACAAAUGGAAAUAGAGAUUGAAGAGCUAAAGCGCCAAAGAGAUCUCGCACAGUCUCAAGUCGAUGAGCUACGUAGAAAACUUCAGGAAGAUCAGCAGAUUUUAAACCCAAUUGAGUCACCAAGUCCAUCUGUGAAGAAGUGUCUAUCGUAUUCCGAUGUGUUGUCUCCAAAACUUGAUGGAAAGGAUCUAGGCUGUCAUGAUAAAACAAGAAAAACAAUGUUGUUGAGGCAGUCUAUGAGGCAAUCAUCAACUGCUCCUUUCGCACUUAUGCAUGAAAUUCGUAAACUCGAACACCUCCAAGAGCAGCUAGGAGAAGAAGCAAAUCGGGCUUUAGAAGUACUUCAGAAAGAGGUGGCUUGUCAUAGACUAGGUAAUCAAAAUGCAGCUGAGACAAUUGCCAAGCUUCAGGCAGAAAUAAGGGAAAUGCGUUCUGUCCGGUCAGACCCGAAAGAAGUUGAAGUUGGAGCAGCUAUAGCUCCUAACAAAAGUGUUAGUGCUAACCUUAAGGAAGAGAUAACAAGACUUCAUUCACAAGGUAGUACAAUAGCUGACCUUGAGGAGCAAUUAGAGAAUGUUCAGAAGUCAAUAGACAAAUUAGUAAUGUCUCUUCCAAGUAAUCAAGAAUCCAACUGUGAAGCUACCCCCAAAACAAAGAACCAAUCUAAAAAGAAGAAGCUGCUUCCUUUAACGUCAAGUCACGUUACAAACCGGCCGAAUUUUAUAAAAUCUCCAUGCGCUCCUCUGUCAACCUCUCGGCAAGUUGUGGAGCCUGAGAAUGAAGAAAAUAGACCUCCAGAGGAUGAUGACAAUGUUUCCAAGGACACUAUCAUCGAGUUCGAGAAAGAAACACCUGUGAAGAGUGAAGACUGUGGAGAUGUUACAUCAAAGGAAGGCACUCCAGGAUAUAGACGUUCAAGUUCAGUCAACAUGAAGAAAAUGCAGAAAAUGUUUCAAAAUGCAGCUGAAGAGAAUGUACGAAGCAUACGAGCAUACGUAACGGAAUUGAAAGAACGUGUUGCUAAACUGCAAUACCAGAAGCAGUUACUUGUUUGUCAGGUGCUUGAGCUAGAAGCAAAUGAAGCAGCCGGAUACAAUUUAGAGGACAAUGAGAGUGAAAUUGAACAUGAGGAACCCCAAGUUGCAUGGCAUGUAACCUUCAAAGAACAAAGGCGACAAAUCAUUGAAUUAUGGGAUGUCUGCUAUGUCUCCAUCAUCCAUAGGACACAGUUUUAUCUGUUAUUCAAAGGAGACCCUGCCGACCAAAUAUACAUGGAAGUGGAACUUAGGCGCUUAAAUUGGCUACAGCAACAUUUUGCAGAACUUGGAAACGCAAGCCCAGCAAUAACAGGAGAUGAACCCACAGUGUCAUUAUCAUCAAGCAUCAGGGCCUUGAAACGUGAAAGGGAAUUCCUUGCAAAGAGGUUGACCACACGUUUGACUUUCGAUGAGAGAGACGCAUUGUACAUUAAAUGGAACGUACCACUUGAUGGAAAGCACAGGAGACUACAAUUCAUAAACAAGCUAUGGACUGAUCCUCAUGAUCCCAAACACAUAGAGGAAAGUGCUCAGAUAGUGGCAAAACUUGUAGGGUUUUGUGAAAGUGGUAACUUGUCAAAGGAGAUGUUUGAGCUUAAUUUUGCACUACCAGCUGAUAAGAAGCCUUGGAUGGUAGGGUGGAACCAAAUCUCAAACCUUCUUAAUCUAUAAGACAAAAAUCAUCUUGUAAGUACUUUUCUCAUUUCUGUAUAUGUAAAUGAAUUUUUGGAGUCCUUUCUCCAAUGUUCUUUGUGACCAUUUGAUGAGCACAUUGUCACUUGCUGAUUGUUUUGAGGUAUUCUUUGUAUUCUUCAUGUUUCAAUAAUAGAAUUUGCUUCAUUUUGAUGUCAA
Messenger RNA from Gossypium raimondii (Peruvian cotton), 3253 nucleotides. RefSeq names its product kinesin-like protein NACK1. The record is from RefSeq and is a predicted model, not a curated record. Gene Ontology annotation, biological process: microtubule-based movement. The coding region runs from base 182 to 3073 and encodes 963 amino acids. Gene Ontology annotation, molecular function: microtubule binding; ATP binding; microtubule motor activity. The transcript has 15 exons. Lineage: Eukaryota; Viridiplantae; Streptophyta; Magnoliopsida; Malvales; Malvaceae.